UCGAGUUGCACCCGUGUUGAACUUGUUAUACCAGGGGGGUGGUUUGAAUAAAAAUAACCCCCAUAGUCGUAUAGACUGGAGUACUUGGUCACCAGGGAGUGGCACUAUUUGAGAGGAUUAGGAGGUAUAGUCUUAUUAGAGCAAGUAUGUCACUGGGGAUGGGCUUUGUGGUUUCAAAAAGCCCCUUCCAAGCCCAGAGUUUCUCUCUUCUAUUGCCUAUGCAUCUGGAUGUAGAACUCUUGGCUACUUUUCUAGCACCAUGUCUGCCUGGGUGCUACCAUUUUUCCCUCUGUGAUAAUGGACUGAACCUCUGAAACUGUAAGCCAGCCCCAGUUCAAUGUUUUCUUUUGUAAGAAUCCCUGUAACACAACCAAGAUGGGAGGCUCCUGAAGACCAACACCUGAGGCUGUCCUCUGGCCUCCACAUGAAUGUGCAUCCACACCCACACCAAUACACAUGUGCAUGUGCUCACACAGUAAUUUAUUAUAGUCAACGUACAUCUAGUUUAGAAGCAGUUGCAGGUAAGCUGUCACUACUUUAGUAGACUAAGCUGGAGUUGGCAUAAACUUUAGCACAGCCUGUUCAGUCCCAUCAUGGCAACAUUGUCAUAUGAGAACUGAAAGAUUAAAAAUUGGGUGUGUUGCUUUAAGAGAAGAAUGUUUUCGGUCCUCAGGUGGAGUCAUUUCCGGGCCCAGUGAUAAGGCUGGGCUAGAAAUGACUGCUCCUCAAUCAUCAGCACAGGGCUGUAGGGACACCUUCAGAUCACCAUGUGGACUUUCCUGCAUUCAGGUUGCUUAAGUUGCUUUUACCUUAAGAACCAAGACUUCCAACACGAAAGAUACUUAUGGUAGAACGUCCUGUGUCUUGACUGGACCAAUGUCAGCAUUCUGGGUGGGAUGUUGUCCUGCAAGAGGGAGUGUCUCUCCAUUCACAUUGGUCAAGCUGGUGUUCAGAUUGGGGAUGCUUGCUGGGAACUGUAUUGCCUGGAACAUGGAAUUCAGCCAGAUGGCUUUAUUCUGGACAGUCAACACGAUCAUUUGGAAAAUGCUAAGACGGAACAUAGGAGUGCAUCUUUAGAUACUUUCUUUGAUGAGACAAGAGCCGGGAAGCAUGUGCCAAGAGCUCUUUUCAUGGACCUUGAACCAACUGUUAUAGAUGGGAUCCGUGUGGGAAAGUACCACUCACUCUUCCACCCGGAACAGCUUGUGAAUGGAAAAGAAGAUGCGGCAAACAACUACGCACGAGGUCGCUACUCCGUGGGCUCAGAUGUCAUCGAGCUUGUGUUAGAAAGGAUCCGGAAGCUGGCAGAACAAUGCAGUGGACUUCAGGCAAUUUCAAUUUACCGGAGCUUUGGAGGAGGCACAGGGUCGGGAUUUACAUCUCUCUUGAUGGAGCAGCUCUCGGCAGAGUAUUACAGGAAGACAAAAUUGGAGUUCUCUGUCUACCCAUCUCCUAGACUCUCCACCGCUGUAGUAGAACCUUACAACGCCAUUCUCACCACUCACUCUACCAUAGAACACUCAGACUGCACGUUCUUGGUGGACAAUGAGGCUCUCUAUGACAUCUGCCGUCACAAACUUGGUGUUGAACAUCCUUCCUAUGCUAAUAUCAAUAGGCUGAUAGCUCAGGUGUUAUCUUCCCUUACCGCUUCACUCCGCUUUGAAGGGCCUCUGAAUGUGGACUUAAUCGAAUUCCAGACCAACCUAGUACCUUAUCCCAGAAUACAUUUCCCCAUCCCAUCCCUUGCCCCCAUCAUCUCUGCUGACAAAGCCUACUAUGAGCAUCUCUCUGUGCAUGACAUCACUGCUGCUUGCUUUGAGUUCUCCAACCAGUUGGUCAAGUGUGAUCCUCGGCUUGGGAAGUACAUGGCUUGCUGCCUACUAUACAGAGGAGAUGUGGUCCCUAAGGAUGUGAAUGCAGCAAUUAUAGCCAUGAAGUCAAGGACCUCUGUUCAGUUUGUUGAUUGGUGUCCAACUGGUUUCAAGGUGGGCAUCAAUCAGCAGCCGCCUACGGCGAUGCCAGGAGGGGAUCUAGCCAGGGUUCAGCGAGCUGUGUGUACGUUGAGCAAUACCACAGCGAUUGUGGAAGCCUGGGCCCGCCUGGACCACAAAUUUGACCUCAUGUAUGCCAAGAAGGCAUUUCUGCACUGGUACAUCAUGGAAGGCAUGGAGCAAGGGGAGUUUAUAGAGGCCAGGGAAGAUCUGGCUGCUCUGGAGAAAGAUUAUGAGGAAGUGGGACUGAGUUUUUGAUGUAAAGAUGACAAAGCAAAUGGAUACUGAGUUAAAAUGUCAUUAUUUGUUUUCAAGCUAUUAUAUACUUAAUGAAUAAAAGGAAAACAGAAAUCCAAUCAUCAAGGUCACAAAUUGUGCAUUAAAUUAAAUAUAUCAAUAUCAACAAUACAGUCAUAUUUUCUUGUGCACAGUAGAAUUCAGCUCUGCUAAUUGAGAAUCUUCUGAGGAUUGCAGUCAUUUGAUAAGUCUCUUCUAGGUAGAGUUAUUUUGUUACAAAUUCUUAUGUCACAGCAAAAACCUGACUUUAAUCUUUGCCCCUCCAGUUUAAAAAACAAAACAAAGCACCAAGCAAGUAUGGAACCUUAAUGUGCUUUUCCUUUUCUGUAUCUAAGAAGGAAAACAACACAGAUUAUGAAUGUCAUUUCUCUAUUAUUUAUGUAUUAUACAUCAAUUAAAUCACAAAUGUUUUCAGAA
This is a messenger RNA of Myodes glareolus (Bank vole), 2705 nucleotides long. Lineage: Eukaryota; Metazoa; Chordata; Mammalia; Rodentia; Cricetidae. The record is from RefSeq and is a predicted model, not a curated record.